CCGAAGCAGUCUGCAGUAGUCGGCAAGAUGGCGGAACGGGGAAGGUAUCUGUCUGGCCUCGUCAGAAGGAUAACAUAAUUUAUAUUAGCUAGCAAAGAAAAUAAAAUUGAGUAAAUAAAAUAUAGCUCUGACAGAGGAUUCGCCAGUGGAGGAUGAAUAGUGCCUAGAUCUGAGCAAUAUAAGCUGAAUGCAUUGUGAUUUCCAAUAAUUGAGACAGUGAUUCUAAAAAACUGUCUACAUUAAUGAAAAGAACAAUGUAGUCAUCUUAGCAUAUUCAACACUGGUACAUGGUCAAUACAGGGAUUUUUUUAUUAUUCUAAAUAUUGUGUGCAAUGUGCUUCUGCAUGCCUUUUAGCUGAAAGCUUAUGAUAAAUAGUUGCCAAAACAGUCAGGGUGACCCAUAAGAGCAGUUGUAUUUAGUAAUUCAUAAGACACAGUCAACAUGGAGAUGGAUGGCAUAUUACCCCCCUUACCGUUGGAGCCACCUGAUGAUUUGAACUCGGAGGGCCUUAAUGGUAAAGCGCAGCCUCCAACACCCCCCCUGCAAACGUCCAGUGACGCAGAGGAAAUGGACGUUAGCUCUGGUGGUGAUGGACACACACACACCCCAGCAGGGGACCAGGGCCUCCAAACCAAGGGCUCCAUAACCUUCAUUAAUAACCUGUCAGAUGAGGCCGAACCUAGCACCUUGUGCCCUAGAACAGCCCGCCACGCACCCCCUGUCACCAAGUUCCUGCCAGACCUCAAAUUACUCAGAGACAUUAAGAUUAGUGUCAGUGUCGUAGAUACCAGCAGGAGCAAAGAUAGGAAGGUGCUGUACACAGGGAUAGGUCAGGAGGGUGGUGGUGAAGGGGAGACCAGCUCAGAGGGCCUUAAUGGUGAGUUUUAUGAUACUGAUACAGAGCCAGGGGCUGUGGAUGGUAGCUCAGGGCUUGGGGUGGUCGGUGUCAGUGCAGGGAGGAGAGGGGAGGAGGCAGAGGCUGACCUGGAGAACAAAGUGGAGUUUGCAGUCCUAGAUGAGCUGGAAGACUUCAGUCAUGACUUCCUGGACACGGAGGAUGUGCAGCAGGGGGGGUUCAGGUCAGAGGUCAUAGUUCAACAGGAUCAUGCUGACGAAGAGAACCUAAAUAUCUCCUAUGAGGAGGACUUUGACAAUGAUGUAGACGCUCUGCUGGAGGAGGGCAUGCCCGUGCCCAAAAAGAUGCGCCUGGCAGAGGGGGCUGUUGAGUAUGCAGGGGACAGUGAUCACGCAUCCGACAGGGAUGUGGAGGGAGGUGUUCAGCCCAUGAUGACCAAAAUUAAGACAGUCCUGAAGAGUCGUGGGCGUCCACCCACUGAGCCACUACCUGACGGAUGGAUCAUGACAUUCCAUAACUCUGGCAUUCCAGUCUACCUGCACAGAGAGACCAGAGUGGUGACCUGGUCCAGACCUUACUUUCUGGGGUCCGGGAGCAUCAGGAAACACGACCCUCCCACCAGUAGCAUCCCCUGCCUGCACUAUAGGAAGAUGAAGGAUCACGAGGAGAGGGAACAGAACGGAGAGGUGACGCCCAACGCUGAAGUGUCUCCGGUGAAGCCUGGAGAGGAGGCAGACUCCGUGGAGAGACCAGACGAGCCUGACUCCACUGCCCAGGAGGACCCUACCACUGUGGGCCUGGGGGAGGGAGAGGUGGAGGCGGAGAUAGAGACAGGCCUGGUCACAGAGGGGACCAUAAAGGGGUGCCCUGUCCUGCAUGGCAAGAUGCCCCACUCCUGUGAGAUGGCCCAGGGGGCUCUGGGACAGGUCAGGGCCAAGGUGGAGGUGUGCAAAGAUGAAUCGAUAGAAAUGGAGGAGUUCCGCAGCUACCUGGAGAAGUGCUUUGACUUUGAACAAGUGACCGUGAAGAAGUUCCGUACCUGGGCAGAGCGCAGGCAGUUCAACAGGGACAUCAAGAGGAAGCAGGCUGAGUCAGAGAGACCCAUUCUGCCUGCCAACCAGAAACUCAUCACUCUGUCUGUAUCAGAUACCCCCACCAAGAAAGAGUUUGUCAUUAACCCAAAUGGGAAAUCUGAAGUUUGCAUCCUACAUGAAUAUAUGCAACGUGUCUUAAAGGUCCGACCUGUUUACAACUUUUUUGAAUGUGAGAACCCAAGUGAACCCUUUGGAGCCUCCGUCAUAAUAGAGGGAGUGACAUAUGGCACAGGAACUGCAAGCAGUAAAAAACUUGCCAAGAAUAAAGCUGCUCGAGCCACACUGGAGAUCCUCAUCCCUGACUUUGUGAAGCAGACGUCUGAGGAGAAGCUUGUAGAAGGGGAUGAACUGGAGUAUUUUAAUCAUAUCAGUAUUGAAGAUUCAAGGGUGUACGAACUGACCAAUAAAGCAGGCUUACUCUCGCCAUAUCAGAUUCUACACGAGUGCCUUAAGAGAAACCAUGGAAUGGGUGACACCAGCAUCAAGUUUGAGGUGAUCCCAGGAAAGAACCAGAAGAGUGAAUAUGUGAUGACGUGUGGAAAGCACACCGUGCGCGGAUGGUGCAAAAAUAAACGUGUGGGGAAGCAGCUGGCGUCUCAGAAGAUCCUACAGAUGCUGCACCCUCACGUGAAGAACUGGGGGUCAUUGCUCCGCAUGUACGGCAGAGAGAGCAAUAAGAUGGUAAAAAAGGAAAAUUCAGACAAGAGUGUGAUUGAACUUCAGCAGUAUGCCAAAAAGAACAGGCCAAAUCUUCACAUCCUGAACAAACUGCAAGAGGAGAUGAGGAAACUGGCUAAGGAGAGGGAGGAAACCAGGAAGAAGCCCAAGAUGACCAUAAUGGAGUCAGCCCAGCCUGGUAGUCAGCCCCUCUGCACUGUUGACGUCUAGGAACCAUCACUGCAACCAAUCUAACAUGGCACUGACCAAUGGUAGCCAUAGUCACUGUCUGAUUUUAAAAGCCACUCCACCAAUCUAUCAUCCAAUUAUGCAUCAUUGUAAAAUGGCAAUACAACUGGACAUUUCUAGUAUAGCAGUGGUCAUCUUUUGUGUCUCCAAGCUGUUUAUUAUUUUACUCCAAAGGUGUUUUUGAUUCAUUGUUAGUGGAUAGGGUAGGAAUAGGACACAUGCACUAACAGACAGUAGAGUUAACACCAUCUACCUCUAGAUGCAAUCUCUACACAGUGGCACUUCUAUAAAUUGAACCAUAAGGGUUGCAGACAGAUCGGUUGACAUGACUUGACAUGCAUCUAUGAACCACAAGAAAUUGUCAGCCUGUUUACUGUGUGUAGUAAUAACUGCUGACAACUACUAGACCCCUCACCCCUCCAUUUAAAUUGCAUUGAUUGAAUUUAUAAUACUCUCCAAAUAUAACCUAACGUACCUGAUACUUUACAGAGACUGAACAUUUCUAACAGGUUUCCUUGUAUGCUUAAAGCAUUGCCUAUUAUCACGGAUUAGUUUGCUCUUUCUGCUUUUGCUAUACAGGUACGCUGUGGGAAACUAAUUUAUAUGCUGUUGUCAUUGGAAAUUAUUGAUAAUUAAUGUUGUGUAUAAUUUGGAUGGUGAUUUGAGUAUGCUUCGGCUAAAGAAAGGCCAACUUACGUUUUCAUUUGCUUGUGAACCUGUUAAGAAAAAAGUUAUAUAUUCAAAUGCAUCGUUUGCUGUCCAGUCAUAUACUUGGUUUUGGGGUUUAUUUAUUUUUUGUUAUUUUCUUACUUUUAACCUUUUUUCUACCCAAUUUCGUGGGAUCCAAUUGGUAGUUAUAGUCUUGUCUCAUCGCUGCAACUCCAGUACGGACUUGGGAGAGGUGAAGGUCGAGAGCCAUGCGUCCUCCGAAACAUGAACCAACCAAGCCGCACUGCUUCUUGACACAAUGCCCCCUUAACCCGGAAGCCAGCCGCACCAAUGUGUCGGAGGAAACGCUGUGUCAGAGUGCAUGCGCCCGGCCCGCCACAGGAGUCGCUAGAGCGCGAUGGGACAAGGACAUCCUUGUCGGCCAAACCCUCCCAUAACCCAGACGACGCAGGGCCAAUUACGCGCCGCCCCAUGGGUCUCCCGGUCGCGGCCGGCUGCGACAAGAGCCUGGAUUCAAAUCAGGAUCUCUAGUGGCACAGCUGGCAACUGCAAUGCAGUGCCUUAGACCACUGCGACAGAGCCUGGACUUAGACCACUGUGCCACUCAGGAGGCCCCAGUCAUAUAGUUGUUACAUGCUCAUGGUCUUUAGUACGAGAAAUGCAUUUUGAAUUGAUUAGGGAACGGACGUUCAUCUCGAGACCUAUUAGGCGGGACUAAUGAAUUUAAUUGCCUUUUUGUUUUGGAAACACAGGAUGAAACAUAUCAAUGGACAGCUGACAACAAGGCUGAUCCGUCUAGCUAAGAUCCUGUUGCCAUGUUAGCACUGCAGACAGAACACAAGCGCCAGGGCUUGGAGUACUGUAGUCAUUGAGAAGAUGUACAAGGUAGUUACAUAUUUAAGAAGACCUAUUUUUUUUGUUUCUGUGUUUAGGUGUUAGCCGCUUAAUUAUUUUUUGACUAUUUAAAGCAAAACAAUACAACAUGCAGACCAUCUUACUAUUUGGUACAGUUCAGCUGCUGUGAUAGACAUUUUGCAUCAUGAUUAUGUGGCCAGUGGCACUUUGCUUCUUGAAAGUCCAAUAUCUUAACUUGACUGCAAACCUGCAAAACAUUAAAGGACUUUAACAACAGUGGACUAAUGAAAAGAAAAUACCAAAUGACUUUGGAUUUUCCCUUUAAGGACCCAUAAACAGAUAGGAAAACAAUUGGCUACCUGUUGCCUUAGUUCACCCAUUUCAUGUAGGGCCCAGGUCCCCCUUAAAGGGAAAUGGAUAGACCAAGCCUCUCUUACUUGAUACAGCAUUUGUUUAGCGUGUUUGUAAUAAUAUGACAAGACAGUAAUAUUGAUAUUUUGAAAGAAUUGUCUUUAGCAUAUAUGGAUUUUAAAUAAGAAUUGUUUAAGGUUUUGUGUACAUUUGUUUGCAAUCAUUGUGACAACUGAUCAAUCACAUUUUCAAGCAUUGAUAUGUAGAAUGUGGAACUGCGAUCCUCCUCAAAAGGCAACCUACGGAAAUGAAGUUGGUACACUUUACCUCAACAAAAUAUGAUCAUGUCAUUAUUAUUAAAUCUGAUAGCUAAAGGAGCAGUGUGAACCAAAGCGUAGCCUUAUGCAUUUUCAUAGAAUACUGUAGGUUGCUGCACACAAUACAUGAAAGGAAAAAAAAGGUGCAAUACCUGCUAGAACAAAAUAUAAAUUGCUGUGCAUUCAUUGUGUGAAGUAUUUGGUUUGUGUGGCUUUUCCUGAAUGUCUACUGCACCUUAACACUUCAUUGUAUAUGGGCACAAGGCUGCUGUGUUAGAGUAGAUUGCUUUACGAAUGUGCUUCCCCCUGUGUGUUCUGUCUUACCAAGUGUGUGUGAAAAUGCUUUUUACACUUGAAGUUAUUUGCUAGAUAUUGCUGCCUAGAAAAUGAUGUAACUGCGACUUGGGAUAGCUGACUUUCAGUGAAAUUCAUUUAUGCAAAUAAAGUUUAAUGACUAA
This is a messenger RNA of Salmo salar (Atlantic salmon), 5507 nucleotides long. Its product is annotated as microprocessor complex subunit DGCR8. Gene Ontology annotation, cellular component: microprocessor complex. The record is from RefSeq and is a predicted model, not a curated record. Gene Ontology annotation, biological process: primary miRNA processing. NCBI's taxonomy places the organism in Eukaryota, Metazoa, Chordata, Actinopteri, Salmoniformes, Salmonidae. Gene Ontology annotation, molecular function: primary miRNA binding; heme binding; identical protein binding.